Molecule: messenger RNA, 2618 nt
Organism: Hydra vulgaris (swiftwater hydra)
Lineage: Eukaryota; Metazoa; Cnidaria; Hydrozoa; Anthoathecata; Hydridae
Product: biorientation of chromosomes in cell division protein 1-like 1
Biological process (GO): replication fork processing
Cellular component (GO): Set1C/COMPASS complex
Source: RefSeq, a predicted model, not a curated record
AUGUCGAUUAUUGCGUUACAAAUCAUUCUUGUUUUACCAGUAACUGUUGCAAGUAAAGAACAUGUUGCAAGUAUAGAACGUGUUGCAAGUAUAGAACGUGUUGCAAGUAUAGAACGUGUUGCAAGUAUAGAACGUGUUGCAAGUAUAGAACGUGUUGCAAGUAUAGAACGUGUUGCAAGUAUAGAAUGUGUUGCAAACAAAAUUCAUUUUUUUACCUCCGGAUUUUUACAACAUUAUACCUAUUUUGAUGAAAUAGUAUAUUUCAUGCUUGACGAUUAUAUUAUUUCGAAUCUCCUACGCGAGGAGCUAGAUGAAAAAGGUGUUUAUCACUCAGAAUGUUACAAAAUGUUUACCCACCGUAAAAGUUUGCAACGUUUGUUUGAACAACACAUUAUAUUUAUUGCAAGCAAUCCUGAAACUAAACCCAUAGUAGACAUAGAUGAAUCAGAAGAUUCAAGUCAAAUGUCAAACGGUAAAGGAAAAUUGCUCUAUUCAAAAUCUCAAGAAUACAACAAAGAACUUUGUAUAAUUUGCAAAUGUGAAGGUGGUGAACUUCGGAAAGUUAAGUUUACAGAUGGGAAAAAAAUGUUAAAAGUUUUCAAGACGCUUAAUGAUCAAGAAUUCUUUCUUAGAAUGAACACUAUCCCAAAUUCUGAUGACGCCGUUGCAAAUGAUGUUAAAUACCACUUAAAGUGUUGGGUAACAGUGCAGAGAUCUGUUAAACUGAGAACAACUCAAGAAGAAAUUCAAGAAUUGAAUGAUAUUGGGCGGAUUAUUGCAGAUGUAGAAAUCAUUGGUUUAGUUCAUUCUAACUUAAAAGAAGAUGAUUUUGCUAUAGAUAUGAACAACAUCAAUAAAACUUAUAAUAACUUAAUUGGGAAUAAUGAACAGACUGAGAUCAAAAAUGGUUUAGGAAACGUUGUUGUUAAAAAGAUACCAAAUAAUCAAUGUGCAUUUAUACCUCCUAAUAUUCACAUAGGAAUGCCAUUGCACUUUGCUAUUGAUAACAUUGACUUUAAGAACGACACUGCUGACGGAAAAUUUGAAUUUCAUGGAACCAAAUGGGUUGCAUUUCAAAAUAACUCAAAUGCUAAAGGAAAGAUGCUCAAGAUACAGCAUACAAACAAUAAAAAUUUGACCACGCUUGUUAUUCAAAACAAUAGGUACCGUUUAGGUUGUUGUAAUCCGGAAAGCUCCGUGUUGCGGGAUAAUAUGGAAGUUUCAGAGCCUCAAAAAAGUAUAAAUGAUGUUGUAAGCAGUGUUAAAUCAGAAGGAUUGUUUGAUCAGUUUCGUAAAGAAUGUUUGGAGGAGUUCGAUAAUAUGGACAAUUAUAGACAGUUAAAGCAACAAGUAGAAAAUCAUGUUGCUUCAUUUCUUUCCAAGCAUAAAUAUGAUAUCAGUCUUCAAAAGAAUAUGUUGCGAAAUGAGCUAAGAAAUCAUAUUACCAAAUCCGAAGUUAUAUUGAACAGUGUCAAGCAUUUAGUGGAUGAAGUAUUGAGUGCAAAAGGACACAGUUUUUGUUUAAUAAUUGAUAAGCAGGUGGAUAAAUAUUUAAAUAAAGAUAAACAAUCUCAAACUACUGCCGACACAACUUUUAAAGAAGAAACUGAGGUAACUGAAAUAGAAGAAGUUCAAAUGGAACUCAACGAUAAAGUUGAAAUUGAAGUUGAUGUGAAUAAUGUAACUAAUAAUGAGAAACAAAUAAAUAGAUGCAACGAGGAGAAUAGUACUAAUGAACAAAUAAAUGGAAUUUUAGAAGAAGGAAAACAUAGGCUUGAUAGGCAUAUAGAUACUACCAUAAAUUGUUCUACGAAUUUACCAAGUAACAAAUUAACUUUAGAUAACAGAAAAGAUGACGCUUCAGAUAGUUAUAAAGCUAACAAUCAAUCGGAAUCUAAUAGUUUUGUUGAAAAUGCAAAAAUUUCUGUAGCUACUAGUUCCAGCGAAAAUAAAACUUUUAAUAUGAUGUCGAUUGAUAUGAGUAGUAAAAAUGUAAAAGAAAAAGAAAAAAACUUACGUCGGCGUUCUUCUCGAACAAGAAUUGUUCCAUUGAAGUACCGUGAUGAAGGUGAAUCUGAUUCGGGAAAUGAAGGCAGAAAAAAACACAGGCGUUCGCGCAAAAUGUUAGAUGAUACGGAAUCAAUAUCCAGUAAUGAUGUUGAUGAUAAUCAAGAUAGAAGUAUUGUUAUUACUAUUAAAUCAAAAAAACAUGAUAACGACACAGACUCGAUUUCUAGUAAUGAUGCAGAUAUGGAUAGCAAACCGAACAAACUUAUCAUUAAAAUAGAUGAUUCUUUGCAAAAAAAUAUAGAAUCUUUGAAUAAAAACUCAAAGUUAAAUGACGGAAAUGUAGCUCUUGGUUCGAACAAAGAUUCGUCUAAGUUUCUUGAUGAAAAUUCAAAAAUAAAACGAGGACGACCACGUAAAAGAAACAGCACUAGCGAAUACAGAAAACGUAAACAUUCUUCUGUAACAAAUGAAAACGAAUCUGAUGACGAAAGUAUUGUCUCUAAAAGAGGCAGACGUUCGUUCAGAAGGCAAUGUUACUCGCCUUCGUAACUUUGUAGAGUUUGCAAUGAUAAUAGUAAUAAUAACAAUAAAAGAAAAACAAAACUUUA